UGUCCAGCCAGUACGCAGGACUUUGUUGUGAGAGAGUAGAGGGAACUGACUAGCCUUCACCUUUAACUAGCAUGCAGUGAGAGACUUAACUUCCCCUUUGUCAAUUUGAUUCACGCUUCAGACAACAGAAGCUGCCGCUCCCCCCAGGCAGACCAGUCCUCCUCCAGUCUCUCACUGUCACCAGUCUGCUGCAGCUCCUCUCAGAUCAGCUGUGAAACAGUCACCCCACCUUCUGGCACCCAGCCUCUGCCCUCUGGUACAAAAUAACGUUGAGGCCCCUGGAACCCUGAGAGAGCGAGAGAGAGUGAGAUGACAGAGAGCGAAGAGAGGGAGCGAACGGAUUACCCCCCUUCACCACGUCACAUCCGUCCUACCAGAGAAGGGGGCCGGGCUUGAGAAUAGCGGAGCGAGAGAACAAGAUCCAGCGAGAGAACAGACGUGUGCACGCUGAGCGAGAGAGAGGCAGCCCCAGUGAGAGAAGUGUCUGUAAUCCCCCCACACCUUCAGUGAUAAUGUGUCAGAGCAGGAACCUGCAGCGGGCAGCAGCGCGGAGCUCAGGGAAAUGGUUGCAGUUCCCUCAGUUGGCCUUGCGGCGUCGUCUUGGCCAGUUGAGCUGCAUGUCCCGGCCCGCCUUGCGGCUGCGCUCAUGGCCGCUCAGCUUCCUCUACUACUUCCUGACCUUCGGUGCACUCAAGCCCCUGGCCAAGGUUGGCUGGAGACCAACAAGCAGGGUUGCUCUGUACAAGACCAUCCCGACACGGCUGCUGUCUCGGGCCUGGGGUCGGCUGAACCAGGUGGAGCUGCCGACCUGGCUGAGGAAGCCAGUCUACAGUCUGUAUAUCUGGACGUUUGGUGUCAACAUGCAGGAGGCUGCUGUGGAAGACCUAAUUCAGUACAGGAACCUGGGAGAGUUCUUUAGACGGAAACUCAAACCGGCUAUCCGGCCCGUGUGUGACUCACACUGCGUGAUCAGCCCAGCAGAUGGGAAGAUCCUGCACUUUGGGCGGGUGCGGAACUGUGAGGUGGAGCAAGUCAAAGGAGUCACCUACUCUCUGGAGACCUUCCUGGGACCACACACCUGGGCUGAGGCCAUCAACAGUACCAUCAAGCCAUCAAAUGAAGAGGACCCCAGCUCGUUUCAGGACCUGCUGGUGACUAAAGAGGGGAAUGAGCUGUUCCACUGUGUGGUGUACCUGGCUCCAGGAGACUACCACUGCUUCCACUCCCCCACAGACUGGAGGGUGGCCCACAGAAGACACUUCCCUGGCUCUCUGAUGUCAGUGAACCCUGGUGUGGCCCGCUGGAUCAAAGAACUGUUCUGCCAUAACGAGAGGGUGGUGUUGAGCGGAGAGUGGACGCACGGCUUCUUCUCCCUCACCGCUGUAGGGGCCACCAACGUGGGCUCCAUACGCAUCUACUUUGACAAGGAGCUGCGCACUAACAGCCCACGCUACAGCAAAGGCUCGUACAACGACUUCAGCUACUUGUCCAACAACAACCAGGAGGGCGUGAGCAUGAGGAAAGGGGAGCACCUGGGAGAGUUCAACCUGGGCUCCACUAUAGUCCUUCUCUUCGAGGCUCCGCACGACUUCAGCUUCAACCUGAAGGCCGGCCAGAAGAUCCGCUACGGAGAACCCCUGGGGACUGUGAGCCGAGAUGGCCAACCAGAGAGACACUUUCUGGGGGGAAACGGACUAAAAUAAACUGAUGGACACACUAACGUGUGUACAGAUUUUAGCGGAGGUGCACAGGCUGACUUAGACACACACUCAUUCACACACUGUACUGUACAUCGAAAUUGAGACGUACGGCUGGCAUACGACACACUGAUGGACUUACAGAAAAAACUCAGUCACCACUGUUGCAUUACUACUAAGGGGGUCUCCCCGUUUCAUUGACUAGAGUUUCUAUUAACAAUUUACUUAUUCUGUCAGUUGGACAGUUGAUUACAACUAGUGUACAUACCUGACCAGCAAAAGCAAGAUCGUUUAUAGCAAUUAGUUACAUUUACGUUCCAUAAGAAUAACAACAUAGCUUUAAAAAAAUAUAUAUAAAAAAAAUUGCAAAAUUGUACCCAUAUUGCCUUUUGUCAGGGGUAUCCUCUUCAACUAGGAGUUCCUCCUGAGAUUUCAGACACAAGCAGCAAGACACCAGCCUGAUUUACAGAUCUGGCUAGUGCUGUGUAGCCCAACUCAUAUGGCCUUUGGCAAUACAUCACAAACAGAUCUGGGACCAGGCUAGCAAGAGGCAUCUCCACACAUACAGAUAACCCCUGUCACAGACAGCCUCUAUCAUGUGGACAGGCUUCCCUAUACAAUGUACAGUAUACACACACCUACAGUACACAUACCACGAAGAAGGAAUGUACCAGAGGCCACACGUCUACUCUCUUCCUUCUCUAAUUUCCCUCCUUCAUUCUGAUACUGAAUGCCUUCCUGUUCUCCUUUGGUCUCCCUCUUCUGCCAUCCCCAGAGAAGGUGCUUGUGUUGGGGGUGAUUAUGUGGACUCUUCCCUCCCUAUCAUGGAGGUACAGACUGGCACCACUCCUCCCAGUCAGACGAGUCUGGGUCGUAUUCAUUAGGCACCUGCCAGAAGAAAACAGGCUGAAUACCUGGACUUUCUGUUGUAAAAUGUUUUGCCUCAGUCUGCCCUAAUAAAUACAACCCUGUUGUAGUAAGCCCA
Messenger RNA from Salvelinus sp. IW2-2015, 2682 nucleotides. Its product is annotated as phosphatidylserine decarboxylase proenzyme, mitochondrial. The record is from RefSeq and is a predicted model, not a curated record. Gene Ontology annotation, biological process: phosphatidylethanolamine biosynthetic process. Gene Ontology annotation, cellular component: mitochondrion. Lineage: Eukaryota; Metazoa; Chordata; Actinopteri; Salmoniformes; Salmonidae. Gene Ontology annotation, molecular function: phosphatidylserine decarboxylase activity.